AUGGCAGUCGCUACCUCAUCACUGCUGUCCUUUGCUCCCGGCCUGAUAGAGGCUAUUCGUUCACCGACUGCCCCGACCAUUGGCUUCUUCAAGACCUCAACCAUCCCGGAUGGGAAGGUGUGGGCCGUCUACGUCCUCGUCAUGGAGAAGGUCGGACAUCGUCCAAAGACCUACUGUGGCAGCGGCACCGACUCAUCUGAAGGUGCUUCACGACGUAUGGAGGUAUAUGACAAGCGAAACGACCAUGGCAUCUUCUCGGAUGUGGUCUCCGCCGCUGUUGAGAAAGCCCUUUGCGACGGUUGGGUCAUCACUCACAAGGGCUACUUGAUGAUGGUCUCCCACAAGAAGGACUAUUGCAUGCCUCACCUAUGUCCAUGGGCUAUCGACACCUUCACCUACGACGGCUGCUGCACCCAUUUCUCUAUCAACGAAGGAGGGUGGGUGGGUGCUGAGGAAGCCCAGAGGUAUGAGGGGUACACUCCCGACGAGAUCGACGUCCUCGAUCUUGAGUACAAGAAGACAAAGCAACGUCAGUACACUGUGAACAAGGGCGACAAGCACAAGGAUUACACCAAAGCCUAUAGCCUCAAGCAUCUUGCAUUGGGUUCCUUCAAGUGUGAUGUCUGCGACCUCACCUUCCGGUCUCCUGCCAAACUACUCGAGCAUGAGGGUCGUGAGAUCCACAAGCGCAAGGCAGCUGGACUGGGCAGACGUAAUGCUGGUCGAGGCGGCGGCCAAAGGGCUCUACGCGAUGGUCGUUACCAAUGCAAGACAUGCAACAACAUGAACUUCCCCUCCGCCGACCGCCUUCGCAUCCACUUGGGCGGUGUCCGACAUGCGAAGAAGCUUAGGGACCUAGGACAUUAUACUGACUUACUUAAAUGCCUCGAUAUACCUAACGUGACGCACGUCGUCAACUAUGACCUGCCCACCGAUAUUGACGAUUACGUUCACCGUAUCGGUCGUACUGGACGUGCUGGAAACACUGGUAUUGCCACUGCUUUCUUCAACCGCGGCAACCGCGGAGUUGUACGCGAUCUCCUUGACCUGUUGAAGGAGGCCAACCAGGAAGUCCCUGGAUUCCUCGAGUCCAUUGCCCGCGAAGGCUCCGGCUUCGGUGGAGGCCGUGGUGGACGCGGAGGCGGUCGUGGCCGUGGUAACGCUGCUACCCGUGACGUUCGUCGUAUGGGCGGCGGCGGUGGUGGUUUUGGUGGUGGCGGUCAGUGGGGUGGUGCUCCUCAAGGCGGCUACGGAGGUGGUUACGGCGGCGCUCCCGGCGGCGGCUACGCUCCUCCAGCUCCUGGUGGCUACUCUGGCGGCGGUGGUGGCUUUGGUGGAGGCUACGGCAACCCAUCCGGCCCUGGCGGCAACUCCUGGUGGUAA
Alternaria arborescens is the source of this 1383-nucleotide messenger RNA. RefSeq lists its product as hypothetical. NCBI's taxonomy places the organism in Eukaryota, Fungi, Ascomycota, Dothideomycetes, Pleosporales, Pleosporaceae. The record is from RefSeq and is a predicted model, not a curated record. The transcript has 3 exons. Bases 1 to 1383 code for a protein of 460 amino acids. Gene Ontology annotation, molecular function: RNA helicase activity; RNA binding. Gene Ontology annotation, cellular component: nucleus.